AUGAGGUUUCCCCCAUGGCCUCGUUUGGCUAGCCUGUCUGCAGUUUCAAUUUCUUUGAUUUCCACAUGCGCUGGGGUUCAAACAAAUUUGAAAGUAUGUCUGCAUGAUGGUGUAACUGUUGACCUUCUGGGCUAUCAUCCUAAUAAUAUAAGAUUUGUUACUGAAACUUCUCUGUAUGAUGCCAAGGAAAUCUAUGUGGUCUUACAAAAUGACUAUCGGAUUUCAAGAAAUAUUCGUGCUGAAUGGUUUUUCAAGAAUCUCAAUAAAAAUCUCACUAUAAAAUGGAAAACCUCUCAGGAUGAAUGUUCAAAUGAAAUUGAAGUCAUUUCAGCAAUUCCAAAAUAUCGGGAAAAUUAUGCUGUUGAUGCAGAAACAGGACGUUCUACCAUUAAAAUUGUGCCUGAUACGCGAAUGAACUUUUUAUCAACUCAAUAUAGAUUAGUGUUUUGUUUAGAUUUGAGUUCCUCUGUUGCAACAAUUGAUGUUCAGCAUGAUUGUAUAUAUUUUGAGGAAGUAUAUUCAGCUUUAGAGCAAAGUUUGAAGAGUGUUUGUGAGCCUUUCUAUGUGCCAAAUAGUCGAUAUUUUUUUGUACCUCAGAUUUACAUAACUGUGAUAGCUCACAUUCCAAACUGUCCUACUGCUGUUCCUCAGGUUCUUAUGCAAGGAUGGAUUCUUACUCGAAGUAAUGUUCGUGAAUUAUUGGACAUUUUAAGAAAAGAACUGAAAGCUAUGUGUAAAAUUGUUGCUGAUGUUUCUGCAAGUGUUCAAGAAGAGCAAGUUCAAUUCAUGAUGUCCCACGAUUCUGCUGGUGCUUUGCUUGAUGGUACGAUAGAUGGAAAUAAAAUGAUAAAAAAGGUACUAGACAUGUCAGCUGAUGUAAGCUCAUUAAAAUUGAUUCGAUGCGGUAUAUUAGCAUUACAGCUGUUGCCUGAAAAUAGCAGUGCAGGCAUUGUUGUAAUAACUGAUGGAAUUGUAAAUUUGCCAAAUUGUAAAGCAUUAGAUUCUUUACUGACCCAACUGCGCAAUAGCACAAUUGCAUGCUCAUUUUUACAACUUGGUAGUCCAUUUCAUCCAUUUUCAUCAUUUGGAAGAGUUCCAUAUCAAGAACUAAUGGAGUUUAUUUCAACAGCCACUUGUGGUGCCUACUUCCCUGCUUCAAAAGACAUAUUAAUUCAUUCUGCUGCAAAUGAAAUCAAUGCUUAUCAUAAAGCGUUGCUGAUUUGGAAUUUCCAGAAAACCACAACCUCCUACUUUUUGGAAGCUUAUGAACCUUCACCUAAUAAAAAUGAUUACUGGCAUGUUGAGAAUCCUCACUUUUAUACUGUUGCUCAUCAAUCACGUGUUAGAAAAAAGCAUACUGAAGGCACGUUAAAAGUCAGCUUGGAAAAUCUGUUGUCAUGUCGUUUGAGAGAAGGCUAUGCAGUGAAAAAUGUUGUUUUUGAUGAAGGCAAGAAUUUAGCUGAGGUUAGACUAGUGCUUCCUUGGAUGAUGAGUACUAAUAUUGAAUAUUUAAUCACUUCUGCUCCAGGAAGGCAAUGCUCCAUUUCUGAAAUUCCCAGUUGUCACUUUGAGGUUAUUGUUGAUGGGUGUUAUGAAUUUUUACAUGAUGUUACAUGCUCGGAUAAAAAGCCAAUAAAGAGUAUUUACCGCAAGAUCGUAAUUGCACAGUUUUGGAAUUACAGUAAAAAUUUGUCUAAUACUGAUCAGAUAUUGUCUCAGCUUUAUUCAUUCUCCCAUAAUUCUGUAUAUUACACAAUACCAGAAAGCAUGAAAAAUGGAGUGCCUUUGUUUUACUUUCCUACAAAUUCAUCAAUGCCAGUUUUGUCGUCAAAAAAUGUUGCAAAUAUGCAGUUUACUUCAUUUUGGAAGCCAUUAUGCAUGCUGGACAUCAAUGUUUGGCAAAAAUGGAUGCAUGUUCAUAGAAUUGGAAUUAUUUUACAUCAUGAUAUGCCUCUUCCAAAAAAUCUUCACCUUCCAAAUUCAAGUGGUAGAUAUGUUCCCAUACAAUGUCGGCAAGCUAUUGCAAUUUUGAAUUCACUGCUGAGUGAAUAUAGUUCUUUUACCCUGGUUGAAAAUCACUCUUACAUUAGACUUUUAUUUGAUGAAGUAGACAGACCUCCUGUAUCUUUUUUUGUAAUACGUGUAACCAGUAAACCACCAUGCGUUGUCAUCCGUCUUGCUUUUUUGGGAGGUUUACCAGGAUUACUACGAUGUCAGAUUGUAAGAGAUCUUCGUGAAAAGAUUUUGAAUCUGAAAUUAACUAAGAGAGCUACGUCUAAAGAUUCAAGCCAGUUAUGUAAGCAGCAACCUCUGAGCUUCCCAGAAACUUCAUGCUGUUUCUUUUUAAAGAAACCUGUUGAGAAAGUGCUCAUACGGUAUGAAAAGCUUCCCGUAAAUUACCUAGUCUCAGUGCCAGAAAGUCAGUUCAGUUUGAGAGGGGUUCCGAUAUCUCCAAAGCAUACAGAUUCUUAUUUAUAUGUUGAUGCUUUAAUCACAUUAAGCAAAUACUUAGAACAGCAAAGGUGGAUAUGGACAUUGCAGUAUGAUGCAAAUACAUCAUUAGCUUUAGCAUCAGCAUCGAAAAUUCUGUACACUUUAACAAAUGCUCGACUUCAAGAAGGUUUUCACUUUGCUCACUCAAGUUUUGGCAUUAUUUACUUAGUUCAAGAAAUUCCUAUGGAAGUUCCAAAAGAUGGAAAGUUUGAAAAAAACUCAAUUCAAAACAGUGAACGACAUUGCUGUGUUGUGCAGUAUAUUUUAUUUCCACCUCAUACCAAUACUACCUUGCAGGACAGCAUAUCAGAUGAUGAUGAAAACGAGCUAACUGAAGCUGACGGAGAACUUCAGAUUAUUACUGAGUGUUGGGUUGAACCUCAGUUUGGAAAGACAAUCUUAAAUUCUAAGUCUAAUUACCUAAAUAAUUUGUCAUUUCCAGAAAUUCUUUCUGCUAUACAUAAAAGAGAUUUGGAAAUCAACAUUGUUCUAACAACUUUGGAGCAUUUAUGUUCACUUUGCCAGAAAAUUAAUAAAACAUCACAUCAGCAAUCUGCACUUGAAACUACUAUUGAGAACACAACUGUAUUUCCUCAGUUACCAUUCUCUGUGUCUAUUCCAACAUUCCUUACUUCUCAGAGUAACUCUCGCUCUGCUCAUGCAAAUACAUAUGUCAUUCCCUAUUGCUUUGAUCUGAUGAGUUUGUUGCCUAAAAGCCCACAAACAGAAAUAAUAUUUUCAGCACUUCAUGAAGGUCAAUAUGCAAAUGAUUUUGUUCCCAAUGUUUCCAAUUCCUUUGUUGCUGAAAAAAAUGGAGCUGAACUGUGGCAUUGCAAGUUAGGACACUCUAGAAAUCAUGUUCUGAGCAAAGUAGGAUUACCAACAAGUGUCAAGCAGUGUACUUUGAGCUUCAAAAAUGAUGAAGCAGUCGUUGAAAAUGGAAAUUUAAAUUUUGUUUUGUGCAAACUGAAUUCAAUAGGUCAAUAUGCAAAUGAUUUUGUUCCCAAUGUUUCCAAUUCCUUUGUUGCUGAAAAAAAUGGAGCUGAACUGUGGCAUUGCAAGUUAGGACACUCUAGAAAUCAUGUUCUGAGCAAAGUAGGAUUACCAACAAGUGAUAUAUUUUGUAAAAAUUCUGUGUUAGCGAAACAAUCUGCAAAUCCUAUAGAAGUAGGAAACCGAAAGAGAGAAAAAUUUUCAAUGAUGACAAUUCACUCUGACCUAUGCGGUACGCUCAACUCACCAACUCAAGCGGGUGAAAGACAAAAAUUAGAUCUGAAAUCUAAACGAAUGAUCAUCAUUGGAUAUUUUAGUAUGAGAUAUCAAUUAAUGGAUCCUGAUAUGCAUAGAGUUAUUGUGUCACGUAUUGUUCGCUUCAAUGAAAACAAAGUAUAUGUGCAAGAUAGAAGUAAUUCAACAGACGAGCUCUCCAAAAGAGAAGAAAAAGACGAGGAAAAAGGAAAAGGAGUCCCUGCAGCAUCCCCGCGCCGGUCAGAAAGAGAAACUUCAAGCGAUGUGAAUGCUGAAGAGAUUGGAGGAAAUGACAUAAUGUUUAAUUUCCUUGCUGAAAACCAAAAGUGUUUCCAUGAUCAAGAAAUUCAAUUAACAUUAUCUGAUUGUUUAAGAUUUCUCUUUCAAAUUCAUCAUCGGAAACGACACCUUGUUGAUCAUCCUACUGUACCAUUUCCGCAUCCUCGUAUUAGAUUACCGAAAGAUUCUCCUGGGUUGAAUCUUUUCAUAAAUGAUGCAGACUGUGAAGUUUGUGGAGAGUUAAGUUAUUAUCCUCAAGAACUUUUGGAUGAAGUUGAAAAAUUAGAAGUUCCUAAAUGGAGAUGCUUCAUCAAAGGGUGUUCUCCUUCCCAUAUUAUUUUAACACUGAUGCCAGCUACGUUUAAAGAUGUCAGAAAACUACAUCAUCAAAUUCUUCCAAUUGAGCCUACAUCAACUGUUGUUGAAAAUGAAAACAAUGCUGUACAGACUGACACGCAUGCUGUUUCUAAUGUUGCUGAACUAGCUUCUGACUUCUCAAGAUCUGAAGAUGUCAGCACAACAGAAAUUUGCGAACCAGUAACUGAUUGUAAACAGAUUGUAGUGCCUGAAUAUCACUCACUUCAUAUUCCAGUUUAUGUGUACAGUUGUUCCUCCUCUUUAAUUGUUGACCAGUUGGUGCAGCAGAAGGAAAAUGCAAACAUCAAAGACCAUUAUGAGAAACAUACUUUUGAUUAUGAGACUCUGAACUAUGAUUUAAAUGUUCAUCCUGGAGAAAUUGUCUUUUUAGGGAAGCUUGAGAGUGAUAGUGAUUCCCCUCAUCCAAGAUAUAAAGAUGAUUCAGACAACAAAAUUAUGAAGCAGCAUUGUUCGUUUCUAGACAAGUCCUUCUCCAAAGCAUUUGUGUAUGGUGUUUACAGGUCAUUAACAAUGGGGUACAAUGUUCACAAUUUUGAUGCUGUUGCAGCAAUAGAUGGUAUUUGUGAAGAGUCCUUGUUGGAAAUUGACAUUACAGAAUUUGUUUACAUGAUUUGUGGUCAUGUGAAAGAUUUCACUACAAAGAAUUCUGUACGGCAUCUGCAUUUGUCAAAUGAAGAAGAUGACCCCACUGCAUAUGAUAAUAAAACUGAAACUGAAAAAACACCUGAAAAAUGUCUCUUCCCCUUAUCUCUUCUGCAAAAACAUCAGCCGUGUGAAGAUCUUCAUCAAAAGCAUCUCAAUAUAAAAGAAAAGUUUUCUGCUAUCAUUGAAAAUUCCUUUAAAAUGAUUCCAUCAAGAAAAGAUUACUUUUUCUUUGAUCUUGGUCAGGAUGAUGCUGAGGAAACUUCCAUCAAACUUGAUGGAGAAGAUAGCCAAGAAGAAGAUGCUUUACUAGAAAGUGUUGUUUCUUUUGAAGAAGCUGGAAAUGAUGUGGAUAAGAUCAGUAAUGUUUGUGAUGAAGAGACAAGUUUGAAAAGCUGCUUAAAUACAGAAUCGUCUUUUUCAUCAAUAGACAAAGAUACCGAUCAUGAUUCAGUUCAUGACAAAUUAGUUUGCCCUCCAUUAUUUGUUCAUUUCUCAUGCUCUAUACGAUCAUCAAAGCAAGACAUUAAAAGUUAUCCUUUGAUCUCAUUGCCUACCUGUCUUAAUGAUGUUAUACAAUGCUUGGAUCCAAACACUCAAGAAAUAAACUUGGAUGAUCUUCGGAUAACACUAGAUAUCACGUGUCUAACGGUUCCUAGUGAUAUAGAAAAUCCAGAAAUAGCAAAGCAGCGUGUAUAUACUACUUCUUUCAGUAGCAGCUCUCCUAUUCCAGAAGCAGAAUGCUACCAAAAAGACCAAUCUUCAGAGGAUGACAAAGAAAGCAAUUCUUCAGAUGUACCUUCUGAUACUUUGCAAGGUGGUUCUCUGCAAAAUUUACCCUCAUUUCAAAGAGAAGCUGUUUACAAGUGUGUUGAAAAGGUUAAAUGGUUGCUUCAAGAUGAAAAAGCAUCAGUUGCUCUCAAUUCUUAUCCUAUCACAUCAGAAGUGUUAACUAUGGUCAUUAACCAUGUUAAAUCAUCUAAAAACAACCAAAGUUGCACGAUUAAAGAAGUCCCUUUGAAUUUUGUGUUUGGUGCUGAAAACAGUCUUGACAAAUUUCUUCAGGCUUUUAAAAGAAUGUCUCCAAUUGGCUAUCGACUAAAUUCAAUUAAUGACACUUAUUAUCUUGUGUUGGAUCCAGAAUCAGGUAAAAUAAUUAGGCAUCCAUUUGGCUCCCUGGAUCCACCUCUUGGAAUUGCCCAUAAGUUUCAAAUGAUAAGGCAAAAUCCUCACGGUAGUGAUGGUACUGAGCUGAAGAAACUGGAAGAAGAUACAUCUGUUUUUGCUGGCAGCGAAUAUUCUUUUUUGCAGCCAAAAGUGAACAAUGACUGUUUGAGACAAGCUUUCCAAACGCUUCAAACUGAAGAUAGUGAUACUGAUGAGAUUGAUACAUUCAGGCCUAAAAUGAAAUUCCAUCGCAAGAUUUCUGCUAAAAGAUCAAGUUGCACAUUUCACAUUAAGAGAAGACCACAUACGAGACUGAUUCUGUGGAAUGAUGAAAAAUAUUCAUUAUUAGAACGCCCGCAUACUGCUCCUCCCGACCUUUCACCUUUAAAUUUUAAAGUUUAUCAUAAGGACAAGUCAAGUCGAUCCAUUAAGCAAAAUGAGAAUCGUGAAUAUGUACAGUCUUGGAAUAAUGAGGUUAGUAAGCAAUUUGAAGGAACUUCACCCAGUGCUUUGACAGGACCAAAAGACUUACUAUCAGAUGAGAGGUUAACAAAUAAAGGGAAUCCCCCUGACAAUGCUGGCUCUCCAGCUAUUUGUAGUGAAACAGAAUGUGGGAGUUUCCAGUUCAGCAAUACUGAAGAUGGUUAUGAUGGGGAUAGCAGUGAUUGUGGAAGUGACUGGGAUUGGCUCAGUACCGUUGAUACUCAAAGACCACUUUUACCUAAGUUUUGGUUGAUCAUGAAUGUUUGUAACAACAAAGUGCUAUUUUAUUUUCAUAUGAGGGAACGAAAUGACCUUGAUGAAGAACUAAUUUGCUGUAAAGAAAUAUUAAAUGAGGUGGUUGCAAUUAUUGAAAAUAUCUGCAAAGAAGUUAACCAGGUUUUAUUAUUGCAAAACUUAUAUGAAACACGAAUGUGCAAUCGACUCCUUGUGCCUGAAGGCAGUGAGGAUUUAUGGAAAGAUAAAGAUUUAAGUUUUCAUCCUGCAAUUAUUGGCGAAGAUCCAGAUUUUGAAGUUCAAGAUAAAUACCUGGAAGCAACACUAAAACUUGAGCCGGGUGCAUUUGAUUGCCCUGUUGUCUGGGUAACUCAUUUUAAAUUGCAUCAUAGACUUAUUUCUUGUCCUCAAGGAAAUAUGAAAUCAUACGGGCUUCAAGCGUUGAGAUCAGUGCUGAAUACUUUUUCUGUGAACAACAGAGAAAAUAUGUUUGUUUACCAAGAAGAAUCUGGUUCUGUUUUCUAUCUUAGGUUAUUUGAAGAAAUUUGUGAGGAAAAUCAUUCAUCUUGCAUCUCUAAGCAUGAGGAUAAUUUGUCUUUGAUGGGCUCUUGCUGUUCAUCUUUACAAAGUCUACCCCAAAGAAAGAAUUAUAAUGAAUCAGAAACUGAAAUCGACUUCCGGCCACGCGUUAAUUCUGGAGCUUCUGAUGGAUACCGCCAAGAUUCUCUUUCAACAACUUCAAGGAGACUUCAAAAGUGUGUGGCUCUUAAUGUUCAUGGUAUUGGAGAAGUAGGCACAGCAAUUAAAACUGAUUUGGUUCAAGUACUGCAAAAUCGUCUGAAUGAUGGAAUUUUAGACAUCAUAAUUACAAUGUUAGCUCGGAAUCCACUAUGCAUGUUAACUCCUGAAGAUGUUCAAUUCAUUCAAAACCCAAAUAGUGCACCAACUCAUGAAAUGCAUUUUACUUUACCUGUCAAGCUCUUGGGGUAUGCCCACUCUGUACACAUUUACCUUCGUCAAAACUUAUUACAGUUUUUGUAUAAUCCCAAAUAUACAGACAUAAGAAGGGAAAAUCAUUUUAAAGCAUAUUCACACAGCCCCAUAGAAUGGAGUCAGGUUGAUGAUAAUGAUAUUUUCUUGUAUCACUGUCAACCAGCAUCUGGUUUACUUGGGGGAAAAGGUAUUUCGUGCAUUGUUCUUUCAUUGGUGACAGGCCAAGGGGCUCCAUAUCAAACCCUUAACAAUUUACCACCAGAUCCUUCUGCCUAUCAGGAUGCUUUGUCAGAAAGUGAAUUUGAAGACCUUACAUCCACCGUGUUAUAUGCUCCCAAGAAAGAAAAAUGUCCUGGUCCUGUUGCUCUAAUCCGAUUUCAGAUUUGGAGUGUUGGAAAAGAUGCCAAGGAACUUAUAGAAAAUCGUCUUGCUAGCGCAGUCCGUCAUGCAUUAUGGGAUAUUUUGAUGGAAUAUCAUGCUUUAACCUGUCCCAUUUCCGACUUUUCCUAUCUGGAUGAUUCUUCAUGUUACAGUGAACCAACCACACCUAUUAAAGUGCGAAGAGCUGGUACUGCUGGAAUUGAUGCUAACCUCCAGUCAAAAGAUUUUCAUCCUUCUACAAGCUUUCAAACUUCCAAAGAAAUGUCUUCUUCUGUUCCUGACAUUAGCACCAAAGUACAUUCUCCACCUUCAAUGUUAAAAGAGAUUUCUAUUUUUAAGUUUGGAAAUGGUCCUCAAUCAGCAAAGCCAGAAUUCUACACAGAAACAUCAACUCCAAUGACCUCAGUGUCCCCCAAAUCCCCAAAGAUUGAUAAACAAAGCCUCAAUUCUGCAUUUCACACAAUCAUGAAACCAUUGCUGCACUUUGGCGAUAGACUUGGCUGUCCUGCUUUGUUGAAGCAUACAUAUGUUCUACCUUCAAGACAUUCCAUUGUGAUUGUUUCAAAAGAAAUUCAAAAUAUUAUUAAAACUGUUCUUCGUGAUAUAUUUCCAAAAGUUUAUGUACAAGCAUCAAGUGGUGCAAAUGCAGAUUAUGAAUAUAUACCAUUUAGCCCAUAUGCUAAUGCUGGUGGUGAAAUAGAGGAAUCCAAGCCAGGAACUGUUAAAAAUUUCAUCAUAAUUGGUAGAAAUGAAAAGCAGUGGAAAGCCUACAUGGGACAAGGAGAUUUUUUGAAAUUUCAAGAAAUAAAUAAUGAAAGUCUAAGAACAUACCAAAAGUAUCAAACCCAUGUCUGUUGUCGUCGAAGCUCAGAAACAUUUACUGAUUCUCUUCCGAGUUCUCCUACUUCAUUUAGCAAGUCUCACAAUUCUCUUGUUAGUUCCAGCUUUAAAACACAAAGUAUGAAUGCUUCUGACCCGCCAAUAAAACCUGCUAUGAACUUUGUUCCAAGACAGAGAUUAUUUUUAAUAUAUGUGGAUGAUAAAAAGAUUACACUGUUUUUGUACAAUUGGUCACAAGACAUAACUCAAACCUUAAUACAACAACUUACAAGUUUAGUGAAAUGGCAUGAACAACGUAAUAGUUUUAUAAAUAACAUCCUUCUGCAAAAACUUGGUUUGUUUUAUGGCUUAUCUACUUUAAGUCGCACAAGUGUUGACAAAAGUGGAAAGGAAGAGAAAAGCAAAGUGUCUCGAGAAAUAAGAGAAUCGCUUGAUGAUUCCCUUACAUCUGCUCUUAGUUACAUGGAACAGUUAAUUCAUAGUCAUAACUACACUAAAGAAAGCCAUAGUUCUUCAGCUAGUUCUAGAUCAUCCAGUAUCAGUGUUAAGCCUACUUAUAUUAUGAGAAACUUAAAAAACUUGAGACCUCCUGUGCCCUUUCAUUUAAGUUCCAGUGCAAAUAUUAAAGACCCUGUUACUGCUCAUGGCUCUCAAUUCUUGGAAACUAUAACAACUCAAAGAAGAGGUGUGUACAUGCAAGUUUUAAAUCAGAUGUGGAAGAGUAGAGGAUCAAGCGUAUACUAUCCUUUUGAAAGAGUUUUCCAUGAACUAAAAAGGCUGGCUCGUUUAAGUCAUUAUUGCUUGACUCCAUUGCUAUUUAGCCCUUCCUGGCGCUGGAAAGUUGCUCCUAUUCGAGAUCAUGCUUUAGAACCUCUUGAACAGACAAUGCCAGUGACUGAAAAACCAGCUGAAUCUGGGAUUUUUAGUAGGUCUCGUCAUAGCUCUGGUAGUAGUAUAAAAAACAGCGACACUUCUAAUAGCAGCGGAAGUAGUACUUCUUCAAGAGUGCGUCGCAUGAGCGGUGCAUUUCCAGGAUCCAAUCAAAGUUCUCCAAAGCUCAGAGCUAAGACUCCUUCUGAAGAAACUUGGCACAAUACUGUCUGCCGGCAUUACUUACAGGAAUAUGUUCAGUAUUUGCACACAAUUGGAUUUAUUUCCUUGCGAACUGAACCUUCCUCCCAAAGUAAAAAAAGUGUUGGAAAUGACGAUGACAAACUAUCUCGCAGUGAUUCCUUUUCUCUACAUAAACAUAACAUCAGAGGGCAACAAGUGUUUUACCUCAUAAAAUCUCUACUAGGAGGGCUUCUAGUCUUUGAAAUAGGUCUUGCUGAUCCUUAUGCUUAUGGACAUUUAUAUUCCAUUGAAUGUUCAAGGUUUAACAACUCUUGUAAUCUAAGGACUCUAAAUUCUCAGUUUGCAGCUGCAUUCUUAGAUGAAUUAGAUAAAGUGAAGCUUCUCAUGCAUUUGCACUCAUUUACAUAUGACUAUCAUUUGAGGACCAUUCAUUCCUAUAUUUCUGGUCGCCAACUCAUUUUUCGCCAUGGCUAUCAUCUAACUAGCUUCCUUGAUGACUUCAUUAAGUACUAUCAGAAAGUUCCCACUGGAGCUCGUAACUUAUUAUAUGCCGGAACUUUAACUAUACCAGAUAUAAACAUGUCAGGAAGUCAUCUAUAUAACUAUAUAAUCAGCCACAAUAUGCUUUAUGGUAUGACUGUAUUGAGGAUGGUACCUGUUAUGGUGGACAGUUCCUCUAAUAUAGACACAGAGUUUGCCCUGAUUGAGCUGUCUGCACAGAAAGCAUCCUACAAAGAUUUUAAUGAUAUUUGUCAGAUGGGAAACUUUGAUGUUGGUCUUCUUAUUAAUCACAACACUUCAGAACUGACUGCUGAUCCUAACUCAUUAGUACUAAAUUACUAUAUAAUUCUAACUAGUCAAAGGGAUCUUUAUCCUAAACUGUCUAAUUUUGGUGCUACUUUGGGAUCAUUCCAAACUGUUAGAUUUGGAUCCAUGCAGUCUUUUAAUCAAUACUCUUCUCGAAAGACUCGUCUUGGAGCUGUGAUGACAGAGAAGGAAAAAUUUGAAUCAAGUGGGGAGGAAUCAGUAAAUUCCAAUGACUCUAGAUCUAAGAAAAGUGUUAUUCGCGGAAUGUGUGAUGAAGAUGUUACGUACUUAGGCUAUUACAGUAGUCAAGAAACGAUGAUGCAAAAAGUCCUUAGUCAAAGAGCAGAAGUAGCACAAAAGCAUCUUAAAGGAGUAGUCCAUCGUGCAUCCAUCCAUUGCCGCAGAGAUUCACUCUGGAGUACAUUGUUGCCUCGAUCAUUGAAAGAUGAUAAUAGUAGCAAAGAUUACAGCUCUUUAUCUACCUCAAGCUAUGCUGAUUUUGCUGAACUUUUAGACUUGGUAACCGUAAUGCCACUUAAUGAUUUUGAUGACAAGCUGAGCCCUUUUAUGAAUAUGCAUAUCUCAUGGUACGUCACUUUAGCACCCGUCUUGAAAACAAAGUAUGUAGAUACUCACCGAGAAUAUAUUUCACCCGAUGGCAAUUCCAUUUACGUGGUUGUUACUGAUGCUCAAUGCCCAGAUUCAUUUUUGCUACUAACUAUUGAUGCACACAUGAACCGUACAGAGCUUGGUCUAGUGUUUAGAGAAUUUUCUGCUGAUGUAGAGCAUAACGAUGAUAAGCCAAACCAGAAAACAGCUGCUUUGCAUUCAUUAGUCGAAGGCUUUGUCAAUGCUUGUUCUUUUCAUCUGUGGACUUGUAUGCUAUAAUUAUAUUCUUUCAAAUGUAUACAUUUAUAAAUA
Molecule: messenger RNA, 11940 nt
Organism: Uloborus diversus
Lineage: Eukaryota; Metazoa; Arthropoda; Arachnida; Araneae; Uloboridae
Product: KICSTOR complex protein SZT2-like
Cellular component (GO): peroxisome
Source: RefSeq, a predicted model, not a curated record